Messenger RNA from Lentinula edodes (shiitake mushroom), 1082 nucleotides. RefSeq lists its product as uncharacterized. Bases 248 to 802 code for a protein of 184 amino acids. The record is from RefSeq and is a predicted model, not a curated record. The transcript is spliced from 6 exons. NCBI's taxonomy places the organism in Eukaryota, Fungi, Basidiomycota, Agaricomycetes, Agaricales, Omphalotaceae.
CGGUAUUGGCUACAUAUGCUCUUAGAACCGGUGAUCUUUUCUAGGAACCUUUCUUCCUUAGGUAGCGUUAAGAGCGCGACCCACCUAUCACAAGGAUCUCCUGAAGAAGAAGCACGCACCUCAAUAUAAUCAACAUCAACAUCUGACUCUCACUCGCAUGUCCAAGCUCGGGGCUUUCCCGACCGUAAGUAGUACAAAAUAGCGUUGGCAAUGAGGAGAUCAUCGUCCUGUGCCACCCUGAUCCAUCAUGUUCGUAAGUGUCCAUGCUCUCGUUUUCACUCUCUUGAGCCUGCUACUCAUCCAUGUCGCUGGAAUACCUGCACCCGCGACGGAUGCCACUGCUGAUCUCGGAGGACUAUCCAUCGGCGAUAUCAUCAAUGCACUAGGCAUCGGACUGGUACAGAACAUCUCUGCUAUAAUCACCCUCGAAUCUCUCACCACUAACCUCAUUGAGAUCGACUUCACCGUAAAAAACCCUUUGAUCAUUGAGUUAACCCUCGAUAGGGUGUCAAGUCUUGCUGGAAUCAAUAACACGGUCUACGCCAGUUUUGACCACACGUUCGAUCCCCCUGUAGUUGUUCGCCCUCUCGGCACAGCAGAUUCGGGCACCAUCGACAAUGUACUCUUGGUGCAAGGAGCUAUCAACUCUCUGAACAUAAUUCCGCUUGGGGAGCUUGAUCUCCUGGAUGUUAAUGUUAGUGUUCGUGCCGCCUCGAUUGAUGGCUUCGGAGGUAUACCCAUUCCCAUCGAUGGACUGAAGCAAAGCGAUGUUCCUACUACUUACAAUUUGGACUUGGACUAAUUGAGGAAAUAAAAAUAUGCCACAUGGGGAGACUCAGAUGCAUCCUGCAUCAUACUGUCUUGAAAUUUGUGUCUUAUGUAGUAGUACAAUGAGAUGAUGGUUUACCAACAUACACCAGGUUAGAGAUAUCAUAAACAGUGUUUCGCAUACGAAGAUGGAGACCAUCAAUGUUUUAUGCCGCCGUGCCACAAAUCUACAUGGUCAAAACAUUGAUGGUUUUCAAUUUUUGUCCUCUGCCUCUCUUCGAUAUCCAGAACAAGAUCAGCAACGCCAGCCCAAA